Molecule: messenger RNA, 2691 nt
Organism: Lipotes vexillifer (Yangtze River dolphin)
Lineage: Eukaryota; Metazoa; Chordata; Mammalia; Artiodactyla; Lipotidae
Gene: DAB1
Product: DAB adaptor protein 1
Exons: 13
Coding region: 140-1741 (533 amino acids)
Biological process (GO): neuron migration
Cellular component (GO): intracellular membrane-bounded organelle; cytoplasm
Source: RefSeq, a predicted model, not a curated record
CAGCGCUCGAAAGGAGUGAAUGAAAUGUGCAGCUCGGGGUGUCAUUUCUGAAGGGAGGAGUCGUUUUCUUGGAGAGGAGUCCUCAAUGAGCCUGGCCGAGGCCCGGGAUCUGUGUGAAGUGGACUAAGGAUUUAGUAGGAUGUCAACUGAGACAGAACUUCAAGUAGCUGUGAAAACCAGCGCCAAGAAAGAUUCCAGAAAGAAAGGUCAGGAUCGCAGUGAAGCCACUUUGAUAAAGAGGUUUAAAGGUGAAGGGGUCCGGUACAAGGCCAAACUGAUCGGGAUUGAUGAGGUUUCCGCAGCUCGGGGAGACAAGUUAUGCCAAGACUCCAUGAUGAAACUCAAGGGCGUUGUUGCUGGCGCUCGUUCCAAAGGAGAACACAAACAGAAAAUCUUUUUAACCAUCUCCUUUGGAGGAAUCAAAAUCUUUGAUGAGAAGACAGGGGCCCUUCAGCAGCAUCAUGCUGUUCACGAAAUUUCCUACAUCGCCAAGGACAUCACAGAUCACCGGGCCUUCGGAUACGUUUGUGGGAAGGAAGGGAAUCACAGAUUUGUGGCCAUAAAAACAGCCCAGGCGGCUGAACCCGUUAUUCUGGACCUGAGAGAUCUCUUUCAACUUAUUUAUGAAUUGAAGCAAAGAGAAGAACUGGAAAAAAAGGCACAAAAGGAUAAGCAAUGCGAACAAGCUGUGUAUCAGGUUCCCACCAGCCAAAAGAAGGAAGGUGUUUAUGAUGUGCCAAAAAGUCAACCUGUAAGUAACAGCUGUGCGUUUGAAGAUUUUGAAGAACGGUUUGCAGCGGCGACCCCUGCUGUGACCCAGUUAGAACUUUUUGGGGACAUGUCCACCCCUCCUGAUAUAACCUCUCCCCCCACUCCUGCAACUCCAGGUGAUGCCUUUAUCCCGUCUUCAUCUCAGACACUUCCGGCGAGUGCAGACAUGUUUGGUUCUGUACCUUUCGGCACUGCUGCUGUACCCUCAGGUUAUGUUGCAAUGGGCGCCGUCCUCCCAUCCUUCUGGGGCCAGCAGCCCCUUGUCCAACAGCAGAUCGCCAUGGGUGCUCAGCCACCAGUCGCUCAGGUGAUGCCAGGGGCUCAGCCCAUCGCAUGGGGCCAGCCGGGUCUCUUCCCUGCCACUCAGCAGCCCUGGCCCACCGUGGCCGGGCAGUUUCCGCCAGCCGCCUUCAUGCCCACACAAACUGUUAUGCCUUUGCCAGCUGCCAUGUUCCAAGGUCCCCUCACCCCCCUUGCAACCGUCCCAGCCACGGGUGACUCCGCCAGGUCAAGUCCACAGACCGACAAGCCCAGGCAGAAAAUGGGGAAAGAAAUGUUUAAGGAUUUCCAGAUGGCCCAGCCUCCACCCGUGCCCUCCCGCAAACCUGACCAGCCCUCCCUCACCUGCACCUCAGAGGCCUUCUCCAGUUACUUCAACAAAGUCGGGGUGGCACAGGAUACAGACGACUGUGAUGACUUUGACAUCUCCCAGUUGAAUUUGACGCCUGUGACUUCUACUACACCAUCGACCAACUCACCUCCAACCCCAGCCCCUAGACAGAGCUCUCCAUCCAAAUCAUCUGCAUCCCACGCCAGUGAUCCGACCACCGAUGACAUCUUUGAAGAGGGCUUUGAAAGUCCCAGCAAAAGUGAAGAGCAAGAAGCUCCUGAUGGGUCACAGGCCUCAUCCAACAGUGAUCCCUUUGGUGAGCCCAGUGGUGAUAAUAUAAGUCCACAGGCCGGUAGCUAGAUAGCACAGGUCUGGGAGCUGGAGCCUCUUUAUGCGCGGAUCAACAAAUCUAAGAAAUAGCAUCAAUGCGGGCUUGUGGCGGGUGCUUCAGGACUGGCAUGGAAAUCAGCAUCGCGACAGGCUCUCUUGUAUUCUUUCACCUCACCUCAUCCCACGAAGAAAUUCAUGAUUGCCCAAUGGAACUCGUUUGGAAGAGGGAACUAAGAGUCUUUGGCAACCACUGGCAGAUAUCUAUGGCAGCACAAAAACAAACACACAGAAGCAUAAAAAAUCAUACCCAACAUUAAAUCACAAAUCAAGCAAAUGCUUACUUGACAAAGAGCCUAAGCUCUCUUAACACGUGGGUUUAAGAUGACCCGGUAUGCGAAACCAUAGUUCUCUUUUUUAUUUCUCUACCGGUUGGCCACUGUAAAGACAUCAAAUUUGGAGUGACAGGCCUCAGAGAGUUACAUCAGGGUUGGCACUGACGUCAUUUAGGCAAAAGUAAGAGGUCUCUGUCACCACAAUAUCAUCAUCCAUAUGCCUUUCCAAAUAGGAUGAUGUAUUUACAUCACUCCAUAAUGCCUGGUCUGCCAUUUUCCCCCCUUUCCUUUCUUUGUCAUGUUUGAAAAUUAAUGGGUGUACAAAUUUUUGUAUUGCUUUUGACUUUUUUUAGAUAUUGGUGAAGAAAUCGAACUGGGAAAAAAAAAAAAAACCUCAUAUGAAAUGAAUUGACUUGAAAUCACAAGACAGAUGAGUGGUUGAUGAUUCUUUUUGAUCAAGAAUGUUGCCAAAACAACCCUUUAGCUCUUCUGCAUCCUGGUGAAGAAAGACAGCUUUCGGUUUAACCUUCACUCUGUGAGUAGGAAAGGACAUCGAAUCCCAUUGAUGAGAAAGAUGAAAAAUGCAUCUGAUUUCCUCAGAAGCUCUAAACUCUAAGUCCAAUAAAAUGAGAUUUUUUAUUUUUCCGA